Messenger RNA from Paramisgurnus dabryanus, 4808 nucleotides. It is a transcript of the gene epas1a, whose product is annotated as endothelial PAS domain protein 1a. Lineage: Eukaryota; Metazoa; Chordata; Actinopteri; Cypriniformes; Cobitidae. Gene Ontology annotation, biological process: regulation of transcription by RNA polymerase II; cellular response to hypoxia. Gene Ontology annotation, cellular component: transcription regulator complex; cytoplasm; nucleus. Gene Ontology annotation, molecular function: DNA-binding transcription factor activity, RNA polymerase II-specific; RNA polymerase II transcription regulatory region sequence-specific DNA binding; protein dimerization activity. The record is from RefSeq and is a predicted model, not a curated record.
ACGUCCAGCUGAACCGGGCAGCCUCUCGUGUACUCCGUGUCAGUUUGGGGAGGUAGUGCAAUCCUCGGCAGUGUACUGAGACUGCACUAACUGCUCCUGUCAGUACUGGACAUAUCCGGAGAAUGGACAAUACGCAGACGAGAUAAUAAAGAAACAUCGCACCUGUGACGAGAUUCGCGUUUAAAAGUUUUUUGGAAAUUGAAUUGAAUUUGACGCAGGAGAAAAUCUUACGGUUGUCGUCUGUGUUCAUCCAUAAUGACAGCCGAGAAGGAGAAAAAGAGGCAUCCAUCAGAAAGGCGCAAGGAAAAGUCUCGUGAUGCAGCACGCUGCAGGCGCAGUAAAGAGACGGAGGUAUUUUAUGAACUAGCUCACCAGCUCCCGUUACCCCACAGCAUCAGCUCACACCUGGAUAAAGCCUCCAUCAUGAGACUAGCCAUCAGUUUUCUGCGAACACGCAAACUCUUCAAUUCAGGCCGCAGAGUUCAACAAACACGUUCAAGGGAUGACAGCCAGAUGGACAGUCUAUAUCUGAAGUCUCUGGAUGGCUUUGUUGCCGUGGUAACAUCAGAUGGGGACAUGAUAUUCCUGUCGGAAAAUGUCAGUAAAUACAUGGGCCUUACACAAGUGGAAUUGACGGGUCACAGCAUCUUUGACUUUACACAUCCUUGUGAUCACGAAGAAAUCAGAGAAAAUCUCAGCAUUAAAUCUGGACCUGCCUAUGGCAGAAGAGGUAAAGAUAUGAGCCCAGAAAGAGAUUUCUUUAUGAGGAUGAAGUGUACGGUCACCAACAGAGGUCGCACUGUCAACCUCAAGUCAGCCACAUGGAAGGUGUUGCAUUGCACGGGUCACCUGCAAGUGUGCAGCAGCCACCCACCUCAAGUCCUGUGUGGAUUUUCAGAACCGCCCCUCACAUGCGUUACUAUGCUGUGUGCACCAAUCCCACACCCCUCUGCUGUGGACACACCCCUCGACAGCAAGACGUUUAUGAGCAGACACAGUAUGGAUAUGAGGUUUAUUUACUGUGAUGAAAGAGUAAGCAGUUUGAUUGGCUACAGACCAGAGGAACUUCUCGGGCGUUCUGUGUAUGAGUUCUGCUAUGCUUUGGACUCUGAGAGCAUGACAAGGAGCCACCAAAAUCUUUGUAAUAAGGGUCAAGUGGUGAGUGGCCAGUACAGAAUGUUAGCCAAACAUGGAGGCUACGUUUGGGUGGAGACUCAGGCAACUGUCAUCUACAACAAUCGCAACUCCCAACCACAGUGCAUCAUCUGCAUCAACUACAUCCUGAGUUCUGUCGAAGAGCAAUCUGUCAUCUUCUCCAUGGAUCAGACCGAGUCUCGGUUCAAGCCGUACCACUUGCAUAACACCGAAGAACUGUUCAGUCAGGGUGGAGCAGACUCCGUUUUAGAACCUCAGGACCUUUUCACUAAGCUCAAGACAGAGCCUGAAGAGCUAGCCCAGUUAGCACCCAUGCCAGGAGACGCCGUCAUUGCCCUGGACUUUGAAAGGCCACAGUUUGAAGAACCGUCUUUCUUACCCGAGUCUACAAAGAUGCCUCUGGUCAGGCAAUCGUGGGUCGUUGACACGCCUCCUGACAGAAGUCCGGAUGGUAGCUUUUCCAAAUUGUCUGCGGCCUUCACAAUGCCACAGGUACAUCCUGCCGGCAAGACCACACCCUGUUCCACGCCCUGCUUAAGCAGAUGCAGCAGUUACUCCACACUCAGCAGUCCGAUAGUUUACUGUGACAAGGAUCUAAAGGUGGAGAUGACCGAGAAACUAUUUGCCCCUGAAAAUGUGGCAACAAAUCCCUCAGACUGCCAGCUGGACUUCAGCGAUCUGGACCUUGAGACUCUUGCUCCCUACAUUCCCAUGGACGGUGAGGACUUCCAGCUGCACCCCAUCUGUCAGGACGAGCCUGUUUCUAACACAGGUCCAGGCCCGGGCACAGCCCUCCAGCACACUUUUAACAACAUAGCUGACCUCUUUCAGCCCUUGGGCCCAUUCCCUUCUGACAACAAGAGCAGUUCUAACACAUGUCCAGACACAGUUCAUAUGCAACCCUAUCAAAAUGCACUCGACGUCCCCCUCUCCUCUAAGAAGGGCAGCCAGGUUUUUCGAUGGCCGUCGGACCCAUCCUCACAGUAUGAGCAUACAGAGAUUAGACGCAUGGAUGAACAGAACACAGAAGAUCGAAGACAAACGUAUAAUUUCACUGCAGCACUGCCAGAGCAAAGGUACUUUGAGAACUUUGGCCCUGUACAGAAAGACAUGAGCCUGGGGCAGGCCGCACUCAUCAACAGCUUUAAACGGAAAAGACAGUUCAGUUCCUCGUGCUCCUUCUCUGACAUACCGAAGGAGAUGGUUCCUUACCAUGAGACUGCAGAUGUUAAGAGAAUGAAGACGUUGAACGUGGACAGCUGUGUUUUCUCUGUCAGGAAGUGUCUUAGCACGAGUGUGCUUACAGAUAAAUCGUGUAUGCAAAGUGGAGUUGAUGGUCCUCUCCAUCUGAGAGACUGCAGAGUGAGAUCAGAAGAUUUUAAACAGCAUCGUACACAGUCGUUCUGCCCUCCCGAUAACAGACAGUACCAUGUGCCGCCUUCACCCAAACACAGAGGAAUGAUAAGUCAGUUACUGGCCCCAUCUUUCGACACAUACUGCCUUCCGGAGAUUACACGGUAUGACUGUGAGGUAAACGUGCCUCUACAGGGAAACCUGCAUCUUUUGCAGGGCUGUGACCUUCUGAGAGCCCUCGACCAGACAACGUAGAUCCUGAGCUUUUGUUCCUUUCAUCUUUGUUGAUAAAGCCUUUAUUUAGACUUUUUUGUAUAUUUUCCUGUGAGACGUGUUAUAUUUUAAUAUAUAAUUUUUUAAUCAGAUUGUUACUUGUUUAAAAUGUGUUCAGAUGUUUCAUUUCUGUGCCGACUCUUAAUCUUCGAAAGCUGUUCCUAAUAGUUACAGUCAGAUUUACUGUUGUGCAUUAUAUAUAUAGCCUAUAUAUCAAAUAACUACAAUAUAUUACAUUAAUAUAAACAGUACAGUAGUUUAACUUAUUCAUGCAGCUCUGAAUACAUACAGGGAAUAAAAAUUCCAUGUUUGUAUGAAACAAAGAAAGUCAGUGUUUUGCCAAGACUAUGGCCUUGAACGCCUUGAACUUGUACCAGCAAAAAAGUUGCAUUGAUCUAUGUAGCUCCAAAACAUGUCUGUUUUACAAUAUAGCACAUUAAUAUUUAACCCACGUUCCUAUGCGUAUAAUCUAAACUUUUCUCCACAUUCCCCUAUAACGCAAUCAUUAUGAUAAAGACGCUAUUUUAAGGAUAUAGUUUCUCUGUCAUCUCAAGCACUUUAUUUUAAAAGAUGCAAAAGGAACCUCGAUGUUGUCUGUAGUAGACUAAAAUGUAAAGAAGCAGGUUUAUUCCUGGUGUAGUGGUUUGUCACAUUUUAUCCCACACUAGCCAACCACUACCUUUUAUAACUGUAAUAAAGGUAGUGCUUUAAUAACACUAUAGCUGUAACUAUAAAGGCUUAUGUAUAUUUUUCCAUACAAACAUAUCUAUUGUGUCUACAGUCUGAGAUCAGAGUUGUGUGUUCUGAUGUCUGUAACACGUAAAGAAAUGUUUGUAUUUGGUGUUCAAAAGUGCCUUGGUACUUGUCUACCCCUUAGUAGACUGAGAUGAAUUUGUAGCUUUCUCCUUUAUAUGUAUAUAUAUAUAUAUAUAUAUAUAUAUAUAUAUAUAUAUAUAUAUAUAUAUAUAUAUAUAUAUAUAUAUAUAUAUAUAUAUUUAGCAGUUUAAAGUUAUUAUAUUUUGUAGUAAUUUGUGAUGUGUAUCACCUUCUGGUGAUACUCUGUAUUUUGUGGGUUUCUUUACAGAAGAUAUGCUUAUGAAAGAUUGUAUCACUGUAAAAACAGAAGCUGUUCUUAAAAAUUAUGCUACUUACAAAUCAUUCAUUCUGAUAUUCAAUGUAUGUUGCUUUUAAUUUUGCUUUGUUGUAUUGUUGUUCGUAUAUUUUGCCAGGCUACUAUAAGCUAGUGAUUUUACUGUAACUUUGGCCCUUAUGAUGAUGACAUUAUCUGUUUUCCCACUGAUUCAGUUCUUAUAGAUUUUCACUGGCUGACCACACGCACAAACACACAAUUACACAUUACUGAAUGCAAGGCGGGAUUGUAAAUGGGGCCAGUGGCCCGGUUGCUACAUACAGCACUGACUGUGUAUACAGAAGCUAAUAUUUUUGCAUUAAACGCAUUAUCCCCUUUAAAUGUGAAGACAUUUUAAGUGUAAGAUAAUUUGCUUUUUGCAGAUAACGUGACCCAAAUACAUAUGCUAUAAACGAUGUCUGAGAUCUCAAAUUUUUUAUGCACUAUAUGCCCAAUCUAAGAUUCAAGUAGGAUUUAUAAAAAUGACAAAUGCUUUAGAAACGAGCUUGGCAAUCUGUUGAGAAAUGUUUGUUUUUGCAUUUUAAAAAACAGUGUUGAUUCAAACUUAAAGCUUUCUAAUACAGGGGCGGUUUUGCUGGACAGGGCUUAUCCUAAUCCCAGACUAAAAUGCAUGUUUAUGCCUUAAUUUAAAAAUCUUGCACUGACAUAUCUUAAUAUAUAUAUCAGUGCCAUUGUUUUGUCUCAAGAUGCACAUCAGUAAUGUUUUUUUUAAGGUAUGUCCUAAAAUAACAAAGCCUAGUCCUGGAUUAAUCUAAACCCUGUCUGGGAAACUACCCUGUUAGAUAUGAUUUGUGUAUAGGUUGUUCUUCUGUAUGGAAGUCUAAGAUUGUUACAUAAGUGAUUAUUUUAAAAAUAAAAAUAAAUAAAUUUGUGUUUA